GAGUGCGGUUGGAGGCUAGAGCGAAGCCAUGGAUUCUGUAGUCUUCCAGCUGUGGGCUGCCCUCUGUCUCUUGGUUCACCUUGCCUCUUGCAGUCCCAUCCUGAGCUUGGAGCACUCUUCCUUGGAGGAAGAUGUGCCUCUUUUCGACGAGAUUCUCUCCGAGCAGGAUGGUGUCGAUUUCAACACGCUGCUUCAGAAUAUGAAGAAUGAGUUUUUGAAGACGCUGAACCUCUCUGACAUUCCCCUGCACGAAACGGCCAAAGUGGAUCCGCCAGAGUACAUGCUAGAGCUGUACAACAGGUUUGCCACAGAUAGGACAUCGAUGCCAUCUGCAAAUAUUAUUAGGAGCUUCAAAAAUGAAGACUUGGCUUCCCACCCCACUGGUGUUACAGGAAUUAGGAAAUAUCCUCUUCUCUUCAAUGUUUCUGUCCCUCACCACGAAGAAAUCAUCAUGGCAGAGCUGAGGCUCUACACCUUGGUGGAGAGGGACCAAAUGCUCUACAAUGGGCUUGACCGGAAGGUCACUAUUUUUGAAGUGCUGGAAAAUGACCAUACGGGGGUAGGAGAAGAGAGAAAGAUGGUGGCACUGGCAUCCAGACACAUCUACGGCACAAGCAGUGAGUGGGAGAGCUUCGAGGUCACUGAAGCCAUCAGGCGUUGGCGAAGGGCAGGGCUGACCACCCACCGGCUGGAAGUUCAUAUAGAGAGCAGGGAAGGGGAGGAGCAGAAUGGAGAGGGGAAGCUCGAUAUCGACAUCAACUCUGAGGCUAAGCACGUGCCCCUGUUGAUUGUGUUCUCUGAUGACCAAAGCAAUGACAAGAAAGAGGAGAAGCAAGAGCUGAACGAAAUGAUAGACCAUGAGCAGCUCCUGGACUUGGAGAACCUGGAAGCUGGCAACCACCACAGCCAGCCUGGUGAGGAGGCACUGCUCCAGAUGCGCUCCAACAUCAUUUAUGACUCUACUGCUCGAAUCCGGAGGAACGCAAAAGGCAACUACUGCAAAAAGACUCCACUCUACAUAGAUUUCAAGGAGAUUGGCUGGGAUUCCUGGAUCAUUGCCCCAGCAGGCUACGAAGCUUACGAGUGCCACGGAGUGUGCUCCUAUCCCUUAACAGAGCACGUCACACCAACAAAACAUGCCAUUGUCCAAACUUUGGUUCACCUGAAGAAUCCCCAGAAAGCCUCCAAGGCCUGCUGCGUGCCCACCAAACUCGAUCCCAUCUCCAUUCUCUACUUAGAUGCAGGGGUGGUCACGUACAAGUUCAAAUAUGAAGGAAUGGUGGUAUCAGAGUGUGGCUGCAGAUAGUAGCAGGGAACACAUGCCCAGGGGAGUUCACAGGGGGAGUAUUUAAUGAUUCAGUCUGUAAAUUUGUACAUUUCGGAUUUCCUAUUUAAUAAGGUUAUUUAAUGAGGCAUGUACAGAUAAUUGUAUGUUUCCUGCUGUGGGGAAUGGGCAAGUUGUACAACUGUAGGGAAUGUAUAUUUUGUUCCAUUGCUUGCUUCUUGCUCUUCUUUGCUUUCCAAAUUACGACUGAGUUUCUCUUCCUAUGAGGACAUAGAGCAGAUCACUGGAUUACUUGGGAGGGCUCUUUGUGCCAAAGGGGCGCAUUCAAAGUCACAGAAAUAAAGAUGUAUUUUUGUACUUUAUAAAUGUUGAUUUGCAUCGAUAGGGAUUUCCAGAGCUGUUAAAGAUAGGUGAACUCUGGGCAAUACACACCUAGGUUGUUUAGUUUUGUGUAAAAUCUUUGUAACACGCUCAGAUUACUUUUUUUCCUACAUUUACCUUAAGUCCUCAUGGUUUUCGGUCUCCUAAAUCCCUAAGGCACAACAAGGUGUUAGACUUUUCGCCUUUUUUCUUAAUCCUUUCUUGACUCUUUCCCUGCCUCAGUUAAAGGUAACUGGCAGGGUUGAUUAGCAAUCUGGAGCAGAUGGGAACCAUUCCCUUUCCUGUCUUUUGUCGUGAAGCGAUGGGCCCAGGAGCAAUGUCGGGCACGUGCCACUCCCUAACGUCCCUAAGAUGUUCCCCUUGUGCGUGUUUAUUACAAAAGCGCCCCAUACAAAGCAGCUCUGGCUCUGUUACGUUAGCCAUGUGUUGUCGCUUGAGGGCCAGAGUUUUAGGUGGCAGAAAUGAGUGCAGCAGAUUUCCUGAAUCUUUGAAACUGUACCGCUUUCCAUCUAGGAAAUCAAUUCCCCAUCCCAGUAAACCACGUACAACACAGCAACGCAACCCAAUUCAAACUGGCAAGUAGUAUUGCAUUUAGACCUAGACAGAAAAUGACCCCCCAUCUUCAUGCCAGCUAGAUAGAGAGGAUCUUUCCUUUGUGCAUGUAUUGGAGUUGUUAAUUCAUAAAGAUAUUGGGCCCCUCCUCUUACACUAUAUGUGAUGGAGUCACAUGCCAUGUUUCCGCCACUCUUCUGCAACAAAUGGUGGUGAUAAGAAGGUGUCGGAGCUGAGAAACAAUAGUCCCGUCACUUUAUUUAUACUAAGCUGCAAAUUUGUCAGAUUCUUGGGAAAGUGUAAGUGACAUUGACUCUUUUAGCCUGUUCCAGAGCCUCCUGUAGGGUCCCUGCAUUGUUUUUUACACUUUUAAGGGAAAGUUAUCUUCCCUGGAAGUGAUAAAGGUCUUGAAAGAAUCACUCUAUUACUUCACAUGAAUGAACACAAAAGACUUUAUCACACACCAACUAAAAUCGGUUUCACCUAUUUUCACACACACUCUUCUGUGCUUCCCAUAAUUUAUUGACCUAUUUAUUGACUGCCUGCCUUUGUAAUAUAAUGUAGAAUACAGAAUGUUUUAUUUUUGUGCUUGCGUGUAAUCCAACUGGGAUAAAACCUUGUGUCCACCCUAUUUCAUAUGGAAUCUCUCUGUUAAGUUGUGCUGCCAAGACUGAGGUUGCUGAUUUUUUUCUUCCCUAGACAUUUGUAGACACCGUAGACCACAGCACCUCCCUUGCUUACAGAGCUGUUCACUCACUGCAGCGAUUUAAACAGCCUUCUGGAGCACUUAUGGUCUUGUCCAAUGUUAAACUACUCUUGCAGGGGUAUCAUUGCUUUAAGUGGUCAACCGUGUCAUUUAUUGUCGAGUUGCGCAGUCUCCACUCGUGCUGCGUGUUUCCAGAUAGCGGGCUGCGCCAUGGCGCUAGAUUGCUUUAUGCCUCUACAGAUCGCACCCUGCGAGUGACUGGCACUGCUCACAGCCGUCUCCCCUCAGCUACACCGCAAUCUCAGCCAGCGGUUAAUGGCACGUUAAAAGAAUUCACAAGAGGUGUGAUAUUCUGCUCUGCUGACAUGAACUGCAGCAGCCAACGGUUGAAGUGUGACCACACAGAUCCUUUCAAAACUAUCCACUAUUCUUAUGAAGCCAUUUGCCAAGACAAACCAUUCACCUUGUUAGGAGCGAUAAUCCAGCAUUAAGGAGAUAAUCUGACAUUUGCCUUUAUCAUUUCUUUUCCACAACUGUUCCCGUGGCAGUGAUCUGACCAGCCUGCUUUUUGCACCCCUGAGCAGCGCCAGCAUUUCUGAAUGGCGGGUAGGAGGACCUUGGAACCUUGGGAACGAGUAACCUGCUGUAAUCACCCAUAAUCACUAUAAAUUUUCAAGCAAAGCAGAGCGCCUGCCUUCGCACUCUCUUAUUGGCAGAGAUUUGUUGUAAUAGAGCAGACACUCUGCAGCGCAUCACAGUGCAAGCACGGCUGGGCGUGUCAUUUGAUCAGGAAACCUGCAUGUGUGAAUUUUUACAAGAUCGGUAAAAGUAGCUUUUUAAAAGUAAGGGCCAGCCAAUCUUUUGACCUUAGUAACUUUUCUUUAUAAAGAACCAAGGACUGCAUUGCUGAGUGAAGAGGAUUCCAGCUCCAAUUUGUGGUGAGAAACUGUAAAGCAUGAGAUGCGUCCUGUUGUGCUGCGAGAAAAGCGAACAGCUCUGCAUCCUUCAGCUGCACCUCUGCUGGUCCCGAUCUGCGAUUAGAACCGUUGAGAAUGGUAUUACAUUUAUUGAUGUGUGUCUCAGGACUGCAUGCCUGCUUUAUAAGCAAAACCUUACCUUGUUGACUAUUAUUACACAAAGACAUUUACUGGAUGUUCAUGCAGUUAAACGGCAGAGAUGAGGCAAAAUAGCACCAAGAAAAAUAAGGUCUGUUGUUUUAUAAAGAGCUUUCUCUAAGGAGCAAAUUAAGGGGUUUUUUUUUCUGCAAGUUCAGAAGUGCUUCGCUUUAAAUACUCCUGCCCAUACAGAUACAACACUGACAAAUAAUACAGUGAGUGCAUGACGAGAGCCAGUGCUGCUGGGCUGUAAGUGCUGGUAACGCCAGUGACAAGUCCCUGAACAAAUAGUCCACUGCAUGCUUUCAUUUUCUUUGUUUCUUUACUUCAUCCAUCCAUCCAUCCAUCCAUCCACCGAUAUUAGAACUGCAUCUUUCUGUUUGCAAAAGAAUUGAUUGUUCACAUUAAAUACUGUGCACUGAUUUU
Cuculus canorus (common cuckoo) is the source of this 4465-nucleotide messenger RNA. It is a transcript of the gene BMP10, whose product is annotated as bone morphogenetic protein 10. NCBI's taxonomy places the organism in Eukaryota, Metazoa, Chordata, Aves, Cuculiformes, Cuculidae. The transcript has 2 exons. The record is from RefSeq and is a predicted model, not a curated record. Gene Ontology annotation, molecular function: cytokine activity; growth factor activity. Bases 29 to 1306 code for a protein of 425 amino acids. Gene Ontology annotation, cellular component: extracellular region. Gene Ontology annotation, biological process: BMP signaling pathway; SMAD protein signal transduction.